CGUCCUGUCCAACGGAGCAGCGAUGGCAUUCCGCAGGCAGCAGGGGGAGCUGACGGAGUACAAGAAGAGCCUUAUCAAGCGGGACCUGGAGAUGGGAAUCGUGAUGACCGUGUUCAGGCAGAAGCCGGAGCGUCUGACUGUGCAGGUCAUCAUGGAGACCAGACAAGUGGCCUGGACUCGUACCGCGGACAAGACGGAUGGCGUCUUGGAUCUGCAUGAGAUUCGGGAGGUGCGCCCGGGGAGGAAUUCCAAGGAUUUUGAUCGUUGUAAGGACUGCAAGGACAGACACGACGACAAAACCUGCUUCACCAUCUUUUACGGGUCCCAGUUCGUUCUCAACACCCUGAGCCUUGGAGCUGACACAGUGGAAGAUGCAGAGAAAUGGCUGAUUGGUCUGGAGCUGCUGAGACAGGAGACACUGGAGGCCCCCACCCCUGACAUCAUCGAGAGCUGGUUGAGAAAACAGAUGUACUCCAUCAGUCAGACAAAGAAGAACAGUGUCACUAUGAAGGAGCUGAAGUCUCUGCUGCCACAGGUCAACCUGAAGGUCCCUAAUGCACGUUUCCUGAAGGACAGGUUUGCGGAGAUUGGAGCAAGGAAAGAUGUCCUGGAUUUCGAGCAGUUCCACAAAUUCUACAAUAUCCUAAUGUUUGAAAAUCAGAAGAGCAUUCUGGAGGAGUUCAAGAAGGAAUCCUGUGCUUUCAUCAUGGGUAACACAGAUAAGCCCGAUUCCUCUGCUGUGCUCCUCUACGACUUCCAGCGGUUUCUUCUCUAUCAGCAAAAGGAAUCCUGGGCAAAUGACCUGAACCAGGUGAGGGAGCUGAUGACCAACUUUAUUGAUGACACAAUGAGGAAGACAAACGACCCUGAGUUCACAGUCAGCGAGUUCCUCAGUUUCCUCUUCUCCAAGGAGAACUCUAUCUGGGAUGAGAAGUUCUCAGAGGUCUGCAACCUGGACAUGAACAACCCGCUGUCGCACUACUGGAUCAACUCUUCACACAACACAUACUUGACAGGAGACCAGCUGAGAAGCGAGUCGUCCACAGAGGCAUAUGUCCGCUGCUUGCGUCUGGGCUGCCGCUGCAUUGAGUUGGACUGCUGGGAUGGACCAGGAGAACCAAUAAUCUAUCACGGCUGGACCAGAACCACCAGGAUCAAGUUUGAGGAUGUGGUGAAGGCCAUCAAUGACCAUGCCUUUGUGGCAUCUGAUUACCCCCUGGUGCUGUCCAUCGAGGAGCACUGCUGCAUUGAGCAGCAGAGGCAGAUGGCUCGUAUCUUCAGAGAGGUGUUCGGGGACAAGCUGCUCAUGGACCCCGUCGAGCUCAUCGCCGACCAGCUGCCCUCCCCGACGCAGCUCAAGGGCAAGAUCAUCAUUAAGCACAAGAAACUGAGCAUGGGGGACAGCCUUAGCAGGAUGGAUGACACCUUUGGCCGAGGAGACCUACGGAACACGGAGAAGCAGGGAGACCUUUACAUCUGGGAUCCAGUGGAUGAGCAAUGGAACCGGCACUACUGCAUGAUCGCAGACGAUAAGCUCUACUACGCUGAAGAAUACGAGGAGGAGGAGGAAGAGCCCAGGAAGGGUAUGAGGCCGACGGAGCUGCAUUACCGCGAGCCCUGGUUCCACGGGCGCAUGUCUGAGGGCAGGCAGACAGCGGAGCGCCUGCUGCAGGAGUUCUGCGCUGAGUCCGGGGGCCGCGACGGCACCUUCCUGGUGCGGGAGAGCGACACCUUCGUCACGGAUUUCACCCUCUCCUUCUGGCGUGGGGGAAGAGUGCAGCACUGCCGGAUCCGCUCGUCGCAGGAGGGCGGGCACGCGGUCUACUUCCUGACGGAGAACCUGCACUUCUCCAGCGUGUACGCGCUCAUUGAGCAUUACCGACAGAACCCGUUGCGCUGCCUGGAGUUUGACCUGCGGCUCACCGACGCUGUGCCGCGCCCCAACCCGCACCUCUCCGAAAACUGGUUCUACAGUAACCUCAGCAGAGGGGAGGCGGAGGAGAUGGUGAUGAGAGUGCCUCGUGAUGGAGCCUUCCUUAUCCGCCAGAGAGAGACCAGUGAUUCCUUCGCCAUCACCUUCAGGGGCGAUGGUAAGGUGAAGCACUGCCGUAUCCAGAAGGAGGGCUCCAUGUUUGUCCUGGGCUCCUCCACCGAGUUCGAGAGCCUGGUAGAGCUGGUCAACUACUUCCGCAAGAAGCCCCUCUACCGCAAGAUCAAGCUGCGCUACCCGGUCACGGAGGAGCUGGUGAAACGGUUCAGUGCGGAAAGAGACUCCACCUGUAUCUAUGAUGUGAAGAUGUACGUGGAACCCAAUGAGAUCGAGCCGUCUAUGCCUCAGAGCACUGUGAAAGCACUAUAUGACUACAGAGCAAUGAGGAAUGAUGAACUCAGCUUCGCCAAGGGCGCCCUGAUCCACAACGUGUCCAAAGACAGCAGUGGCUGGUGGAAGGGGGAUUAUGGUGGGAAGGUGCAGCUCUUCUUCCCUGCCAACUAUGUGGAGGAGGUGUCUAAUAGCAAGAAGGCGGAGCCAAGAGACCAGGUGAUAGAGGACAACCCCCUGGGUGACCUCUGCAAGGGUGUGGUUGAGCUCUGCAAGUGCAAUGUUGUGAGGGUUCCGCAGGCGAAGAACGGCAUGUCCUACGUGCUGACGCUGCAGAUGAAGGAGGACGAGAACACGCUGCCCUUCGACAUCGCCACCGACACCGUGGAGGACCUGUUCGAGUGGCACCGGGUGGCGUGGGACGCCACCCAGCGGGAGAUCAACAAACAGUUCCAGACUAUACAAAACAAAGAGAACGAGAAGAAGGACCUGGUGGCAAUCGAGAUGUCCGAGUUGGUGGUGUACUGCCAGCCCCGCAGCAAAGAGAAGGACUACUUCGACACAUACAGCUACAAAGAAAUCCGGUCGUUUGUGGAGAACAAGGCACCAGCAACGCGGGCCAGGGCGCAGGAGUUCCUCAGGUACAACCGCAAGGCGCUGAGCCGCAUCUACCCCAAGGGCCAGCGCGUGGACUCUUCCAACUACGACCCCUACCCGCUGUGGGUCUGUGGCUGCCACAUGGUGGCGCUCAACUUCCAGACCGGCGAUAAAUACAUGCAGCUGAAUAGCGCCCUCUUCAACCUGAACGGACACACGGGGUACGUUCUGCAGCCAGAGAUGAUGCGCACCGACAGCUACGACCCCUUCCCACAGCAGGACAAGAAGAAGGUGAAAUUCAUCAUCACUGUCAGGGUGAUUGCGGCCAGGCAUCUACCCAAGCCAGGCCGGAGCAUUGCCAGCCCCUUUGUGGAGAUAGAGCUUUGCGGACUCCACACGGAGGAUAGUAAAUUCAAGACUGUUGUCCGACAUGACAAUGGACUAAAUCCAGUGUGGCCCGCGCCUCCUGAACCAGUUCAGUUCAUGGUUUACGAGCCAGAGCUGACCUUCCUGCGCUUUGUGGUCAAUGAGGAAGACAUGUUCUCAGACCCAAACUUUCUUGCACAGGCAACCUUCCCAGUCAAGGGCCUCCGUUCAGGGUACCGCUCAGUUCCUUUGAAGAAUGGAUUCAGUGAGAGCAUUGAGCUGGCGUCUCUGCUGGUCUACAUCGAAGUGGAGAAGGUGGAGAAAGCGGAGGAGGAGCUCUACUCGUCCUUCAACCAGCUGCGCAAGAGGCAGGCGGAGCUGAGCAACGAGCUCUUCCUGUACGACACCCACAGCAACCUGCAGCGCUCCGCCCCGCCUCACCUCCGCGACGACCUCAUGCGGGAGUUCAGCACCAACGAGAGGCAGCUGCACAAGAUCCAGGACACCUGCAAACAGAAGAUGAAGGAGAAGAAGAUCAACAACAGCAAGUUCUACUCGUGAGCCCGACUGUUAUCACGCCUCAUUCCCUACACACCCCCCUUCCUCCUGCUCCUCUGCUCCUGAUGAUACUGGCUUCAGGCAAAAGUUGCCUGUAAGUGCUGAUCUAGGACCAGUUCUGCUGUGUAGCUUAUCACGGUUAAGGCGGAUGACUUACGCAUGUGCAUGCUGUACCUUUUUUUGGGUUAUUUGCGUGUAUUUUGUAUUUUACGUUCGUGGUGGUUCCUCCUCUCCUGCUGCAGAAUUGCUCCCAUUUCGAAUGUUAAAGCAAAACUGGAUUAAAUAAAGAUGUGAUGAACUCGGAAUGUAUUUGGGACGUGAGCUGCCACUGAAAUCCACCCACCCCCAGUCAUUUGGGCCCU
Molecule: messenger RNA, 4203 nt
Organism: Megalops cyprinoides (Indo-Pacific tarpon)
Lineage: Eukaryota; Metazoa; Chordata; Actinopteri; Elopiformes; Megalopidae
Gene: plcg2
Product: phospholipase C, gamma 2
Exons: 32
Coding region: 23-3844 (1273 amino acids)
Biological process (GO): phospholipid catabolic process; positive regulation of epithelial cell migration; phosphatidylinositol-mediated signaling
Molecular function (GO): phosphatidylinositol-4,5-bisphosphate phospholipase C activity; protein binding
Source: RefSeq, a predicted model, not a curated record